ACGACCAGUACAAAAUUAAAAAAUUCCCGGUGUUGACAGUAGUCCAAUAUGCGAGCCGUUCUCGUCCCGGCGCAGCACGAGCCCCUUGGACGCGAAGCCGACCUCGCGGCGGCUCGCCUGGAAUCAUGCGAUGACGGGCGUCUCCCGCCGCUGUUCCAUGCCCACCUCCUGCGCCACGGCCUCCUCCUCCUCCCGUUCCACUGGAACGCCCUGACACGCGCCUACCUCCGCCACGGCUCUUCCCGCUCCGCACUCUGCGUGGCAGCCCACAUGUUCCGCUGCGCCGCACAUCCCGAUCGCUACACUUUCCCGCUCGCACUCAAGGCCGCGGCCCAGGGCGAGCCCCCCAUCUCCAGCUUGCGCCGUCAGUUCCACGCUGCCGCCGCCAAGCGCGGCCUCGCGCGCCACCCCUUCACCGAGAGCGCGCUCAUCAGCUGCUACUCAAAGGCUGGCGACCUGGAUGCCGCCCGCAGGGUGUUCGACGAAAACCCUCACAGGGGACUCGGUUCAUGGAACGCCAUAAUAAGUGGCCUCUCUCAAGCUGGGGAGUCGAAAGAGCCGUUGGCAUUGUUUGUCAAGAUGCGGAGGUGUGGCGUUGUACCAGAUGAUCUGACCAUGGUGAGUCUUGUGUCGUCUUGCUGUGCUGUUGGGGAUAUUGGCUUGGUGGAGCAGCUGCACAAGUGCAUGCUACAAUGCAAGCACUCGAGCCGGCUCGAUGUGACGCUGUCCAAUGCGUUGAUCGAUAUGUAUGCCAAGUGUGGCCGCACAGACCUUGCAGGAAGGGUUUUUGAGAGAAUGCCUCUUAGGGAUGUGUCGUCUUGGACAACCAUGAUUACAGGACUUGCAACACAUGGUGAGGAACAGCGCGCAUUAAAGAAGUUUGAUGAAAUGAAGAGCGAAGGGGUGCCACCAAACAGGGUGACGAUGUUGGCGGUGCUCUCUGCUUGCGCACACAGAGGACUGGUUGAUACUGGGAUGGGUUUGCUGAAGCAAAUGGAAGAUGGAGAGAUUAAGGUAGCACCAACUGUUGAACAUUACGGGUGUCUGGUGGAUUUGCUUGGCAGAGUUGGGUGGGUGGACGAUGCACGUGCUUUAGUGGAACAUAGAAUGCCGAUGGAGGCAAACGUGGUGAUAUGGGGAACAUUGCUUGGUGCAUGCGAGAAGCACGGCAAUGUGAGCGUUGGUGAGUGGGCGGCAGAGCGGCUACAGGAGGCUGAGCCAUGGAACGACGGGGUUUAUGUAGUGCUGUCCAACGUAUAUGCUGCUGCUGGAAUGUGGGGUGAGGUAGAGAGGGUGAGGAAGAUGAUGUCAGGGAGGAAAGUUACAAAGUUUCCGGGCUGCAGCCUAUGAUUGGUUUGUUGUUGUAACUGUUGUUAUGGCUAGUCUCCUUGAUGCACAAUUACACAUCCUCGUGACACUUGGCGAUUACUGCAGUUAUCAGCUAAAAUCCUAUCCAAGAGGUAUUGUGUAACUCGAAA
This is a messenger RNA of Brachypodium distachyon (stiff brome), 1478 nucleotides long. Its product is annotated as pentatricopeptide repeat-containing protein At1g77170, mitochondrial. The record is from RefSeq and is a predicted model, not a curated record. Gene Ontology annotation, molecular function: protein binding; RNA binding. NCBI's taxonomy places the organism in Eukaryota, Viridiplantae, Streptophyta, Magnoliopsida, Poales, Poaceae. The transcript has a single exon. Bases 49 to 1350 code for a protein of 433 amino acids. Gene Ontology annotation, biological process: RNA modification.